This is a messenger RNA of Habropoda laboriosa, 1559 nucleotides long. RefSeq lists its product as uncharacterized. The record is from RefSeq and is a predicted model, not a curated record. The transcript has 5 exons. NCBI's taxonomy places the organism in Eukaryota, Metazoa, Arthropoda, Insecta, Hymenoptera, Apidae. Gene Ontology annotation, molecular function: acyltransferase activity, transferring groups other than amino-acyl groups. Bases 181 to 1422 code for a protein of 413 amino acids.
GGGGCGGCGAGGGCGGGUGCCUCCGUUGGAACUACCCCUUGACAACAGCCCGCAACCAUUCUCACCCCUAAACGAUCUCACGCCGCGUAAUUCCCGUUUUCUCUCGACAAUCGAACGUACGUCUAUUUCUUCAGUGGCUGAAACAAGGAUCGACACGCGACUCGUUCAUCCAGUUUCAGUAUGGAGUGCCCCGAAGCGAUGAAACCAGGCCGGAACUUUCGUCCGCUCGUCGAGGAGGAGUUGUCCCAACUCUUGGACUUCCUUGCUGGCUAUUUGCCUGAAUCCUUGAAGUUCCAUCAAACUUUGUUGACCUACAUGCGGGACAGAGUAUGGGACUUUCAUUUCUACGUGGCUAACGGCUGGCCCGACGAUGCGAUCUGUUUACAUUUCCCCGGCAUGACAUUAUCUCCUCACGGUUUGCUGUUCGAAAGCGUGGGUGUCUUUUGUCCGAACGACCGGCUGGAAUUGCUGAAACUGAUGAGGGAAGAAGACGUUUUGAUCGACUGGUCGAAACCACUCUACAUUAAUUUCGUUCAUUACGACAUCGCCGAGGAGUUGACGCGUCUUUACGAGGACAUAGGAACCAUCGAGAGGGUAGUGGGAGACGUGUUCGUCUGCGAGAAUCCGGAGAACGUCGAUUACGCUGUGGAUACCGAGGAAGAUGCCGAAGCUGACAUUCAAGUGCAGCCAUUGCAGGCUGAACACGCCGAAGGCAUCUAUGAAUUGUAUCCUGCGAACGAUAUGGAGUGUCACGAGAUCUUUUUGCGGUUAAUCAGGACACUGCCAGCGGCUGGAGUGUUCGCCAGAGGUAGCUUGGCCGCCUGGAUGGUUCAGUCUUACUAUGGAGCGAUGUUCUCCAUGCAAACGAAGCCUGAAUACCGGAGGAAGGGUUACGGAACGAAAUUAGCAAGGUACCUGACGAGGCGGGUCGCUGAGAAGGGUUACCAACCUUUCGUGGUGAUACGUCCAGAGAAUAGCGCGAGCCAGAGCCUGUACAAGAAGCUGGGCUUCAGGAAGCUUUAUCAAACUGUUCGUAUGACGUUCAUGCCGACGUUGUGGCAGGAUGAGGAGAACGAGACCAAUCGUGUGUUAAGGGAGAAUUUGGAGAACACUGUCAGGCAGUUAACCAUUGAACAGAAGGUGGUGGACGCUUUCAGAAACGAAGAAGAGAUCUCUAUUCACGAAGGGGAUGCUUUGAACGAUACGGAGAAUCCUGAUUUGGUGAUCGAGGAACCUGACGAGAGGAUCGAAGAAGGUGAGAAAGAGGAGAUAGCUGACGGAGAAAGAAUAGAAGUGACUGAAAUUGUUGAAGAAGAGAAUACCGCGGUUGUAGAGGGAACAGCCGAUCACGAAAAAACGGUGAACGACGAUGGUAGUAGUCAGGAUGACGGGGGGCGGACAGAAGCCGGGGACGCGGAAUAAUUAAGUACACGUGCGAUUAUUCGACAAAAGAUCCAUGAUUCACGUCGCGUUGCUCGCUCGAGGGUGCCCUCUUCUUUUCAAGAUUGACGGGAAAAUGCUCCUGUCGAUAAUCAUCCAUUUAUUUCUAUAGAAACGUC